Messenger RNA from Postia placenta MAD-698-R-SB12, 1140 nucleotides. RefSeq lists its product as hypothetical. The record is from RefSeq and is a predicted model, not a curated record. The transcript is spliced from 9 exons. Lineage: Eukaryota; Fungi; Basidiomycota; Agaricomycetes; Polyporales; Adustoporiaceae. Bases 1 to 1140 code for a protein of 379 amino acids.
AUGAAGAGCAUACUCAGCUGCAGCAUUGAGGGGGAGAAGGCAGGAGGGUUCAAAAGAUCAACUGUAUCUUCAGCCAUUGUUGGUGGCACUGGUGUUCAAAAUAGUAUAGCCAAUCUGCAUGAAACAUCUCAGCAAGAUAUAUCCAAUUCUGGUGCUGAACUUGACAGGCAUUACUGGCAGGGCCACUACCUCAGCAACUGUGGCACAGCAAUGCUGUGCAUAGACCAGCUGCACACAGACCAGUGUGCACAGCUGGCCCUGAACCCUGCACAUGGAUUUCAGUUUCGACCUCUUGUUCCUAAGUCAUCAACCCAGCCAAACACCCCCAGCCUUCAGUUGUACAUUACAAGCACAUUUAACCUCAUGUCAAUUGAGCUUCUGGCAGUGUGCACUGCUUUCGUACUCGGGAGCCCAUCACAACUUGAAGAAGCCCACGAAGUUUCUUGGCUUGUCGGGGCAUAUAUCGAACCCAAAAAAGGUCGACCAACCGGGGAUUCGAACCCCGAAUCUUCAGCUGAUUUCUGGGAAUCACGUGACCCAAAUCCGGAAACUGACGCCUUAACCAUUAGGCCAGCCGGCCGUUACGAAUGCACAUUAUAUUCUCAAACAAUGGCGCAAAAAGGAGGAGAAAUGAGCGAGAAACGAGCGAGAUUCGAGGUGGCAGAGCAGGAGGACUUGUCGCGAGACCUGUCAAUCGGAGUUCACAUCGGGCAGACCUUGACAGUCAAUUCGUCGCAGAGCCGCGGUCCAUACAACCUUCCUCCCAGAGAACGCGACAUCGACAACCUCACAUACAACCCGCAGGCGGACUCGCGCUCUGACAACGCCGCGUUCGAUGACACCGACCCUUCCUUCCGGCCGGUUGGUGCACGCGGUGCUGAUGACCAGCCUCCCUACCGCAAUGCGGGCAGGGAGGACCUCGAUGCGGAGCGUUCAGACCAGACCGGCCAGAUCCCGCGGGGUGAGGUCGACGACCUUCUCGGUAGCUUGACCGAGGAAGAGAGGAACGUCGGCGGUAGGACUAGAGGCAAGAAGGUCGAUGCCUAUAAGCAAGAGCGCGGCAUUGACGAGGAUCUCGACGCGAGCGGCAUCUCCAGCGCCGAUCAAGAUGUCGAAAUUGGCGCAGCCACUGGCCGCUGA